AGUAAAGUAGAAAACCUGCUUAUUUAAUUUUGAAUUAGAUUCGGGUUUAAUUGUUUGUAUUGUAUUUCAAUCUGUCAAGACAUUCGUUGUAAUUACAUUAAGUAUUUAAAUAACAAUGGCUACUAGUGGUAAAAUUGUUGAUUUAUCUUCAGAAUUAUCUAUUCCUCAACUCUCUGGUUUAAAACAACAACUUGAUCAGGAAGUCGAAUUGCUCGCCACAUCUAUUCAACAGUUACAGAAUGCUCGAAUCAAGUAUCAAGAGUCUGGUGAAUGUGUUUCCAGUCAAGCUAAAGUGCCAAAAAAUUCGGAGAUUUUAGUACCACUAACUGCAUCUAUGUAUGUAAAUGGAACCAUCGUGGACAAUGAUAGAUUUCUGAUAGAUAUUGGUACAGGUUACUACAUUGAAAGGAACAGAGAAGCAACAAUCGAUUAUUUUAAACGCAAAGUUGAAUUUUUGAACAAAGAAAUUGAAAAAUUUGCAAAAAUUGCGCAAGAGAAGAUUAAUAUAAGAGAAUCUGUUAUCGAGGCUCUGGUUUACAAACAGCAAGCUGCACUACUUGCUAGCAAGGCGCAAGCACAAUAACAUUUGUUUAUGAUUAAGAAGUCUUUUUGUCGAUUCAUGAAAUUUAGAUAAAUUUCGACCACCGACCAAAGUGAAAAGUUUACCGAGAAGGAUUGUUUCCAGCUGAUCUGAUCACUAAUCAUCUUAACAUACUUUUUCAACGCCUUCCGAGCGGCUAUUUAUUAUGUAAUUGGAUCCUUUUUCUCUGGUUUAAAACUGUAAAGAAUCAAAUUCUUUAUUCUUGUUUUCUUAUGAGUUUUCAUUCUUUUCUGUUCCAACUCAAUCUUUAACUAAAAUUAAAACCGACUUUGAAGGCAAAAGUUGACCUAA
This is a messenger RNA of Tetranychus urticae (two-spotted spider mite), 892 nucleotides long. RefSeq names its product prefoldin 5 (gene Pfdn5). Gene Ontology annotation, biological process: protein folding; RNA polymerase I assembly; RNA polymerase II core complex assembly. Gene Ontology annotation, cellular component: cytoplasm; prefoldin complex. Lineage: Eukaryota; Metazoa; Arthropoda; Arachnida; Trombidiformes; Tetranychidae. The record is from RefSeq and is a predicted model, not a curated record.